This is a messenger RNA of Thunnus maccoyii (southern bluefin tuna), 2173 nucleotides long. RefSeq lists its product as uncharacterized. The record is from RefSeq and is a predicted model, not a curated record. Bases 217 to 1074 code for a protein of 285 amino acids. Lineage: Eukaryota; Metazoa; Chordata; Actinopteri; Scombriformes; Scombridae. The transcript has 7 exons.
CCACGUCCUGCUAGCUGUCGUCAUAGCAGUACAUAUUCGUAAACCGACAGCCCUGUCGUGUUGUUAUCUUUGUGCUGCUUUAAGUGAACUUUAAACCUAUUCAAAUGUCGGGCUCCGGGCUCCAUAUGAUCAAGACACGCAGGCACCAUCGUAUUUUAUCAAAGCUGGCGACGUGAUCAGAGAAGUUUGCUCAAAUUCAAGGUUUAUGUGUCUCUGAUGAUGGCUAUCUGGCAGCCGGUGACCAAUCUUAGAGAUUAUGUAACCCACAAUCCUCCAGUGGUGACGUUUUUCGUGUGUAUGUUGAUUCUGGCUAUCUCGUUCAUCGGCCUCACUUCUUACAGCUCCACUCACACCCUGCCUAACCCUGACACAACAAAGGACUGGAACCAUCUACUGUCCUCCUUAUCACAGUUCCAGCUGUGUGUGAAAGCCAACGUGAGCUCAGCUGAGCUGGCCUCUCCAGCCCCCUUCCCUCUUAUGGAGCAGGAAAUACAUAAAGAGACUUCAGUUAACUCUACAAAGACUCCUUCAGUUAACUCUACAAAGACUCCUUCUGUCACCAGUUUGCGUCUCAGGGUCCCUCUGGUUGUGACUAACAGCUCAAACAGUGGCUCCCUGAAAGACCUUGAUCUGCACACCACCUUGAAUGCUAGUCAGCUAAAUCUUGGAGGCAAUGAGACUGUCAGUGUGACUCUAGACAUUCUGUCUGAAAAUGAUACGGCGUACACCUGCCUUACGAUACGUGCCCCAACAGGCCUCCUGCCCAUGAGCCCACGUCCCCCAGAGUGUCCUGCAACUGUGAAAAACAUUUCACCCAUACAUGUGGAAGCAAGCAACAAGCCUACAGCAUCGCAAACCUGCUACAGUUUACACUCCAAGAAUGACCCUACACUCACAGUCAUGUUAACAAGGGAGGAACAGAGUCUGGCAGAGCGACAUCUUUUGGAAGUCAGUGUGUGUCUGCUUGGAGUUUGUUUCAUACUCUGUUUAGCUGUUAGUCUCACACAUUCACAGACACGCCGCUACCAUUGGAAUGGACUAGAUCUACAAAAUGAGCCUUUGAUCGACCCCUGAAUAUUUUCAUCUACUGAAAAAUGAAGAAAUCAGACAGUGGUUGAGAAAGAAGAGCAGUGUAUAUCAGUAAUUAAAGUGGGCACCCCGAUGAUUUUACACAUGAAAACUUGCUAACAUGUCAUGGGGAGCACUACUCAGCCAGUGAAACCGUAUCUGUCGCUCUAGAGGAGGCUGAGAAAUGAACCCUGGUGAUGUCAUCGGGGUUACCUCGGCUUGGGCUUGGAGACUACAUAUUUAUGUAGGAUGCAACUAUUUUGGAGCUUGACUCAUACUACGGACUAAAAGUCAAGCUAUUUCAGCUUCUGCUGCAUCAAUUCUGACCAUUUGAAUCCACCUCUCACAAGUCUUCUAACUUUACUAAGUCACUUGAACAUCCUUUUAUAUGAGACUGAAAUAAUACAUGACAAAAAACACUUGAAGUGAAAUGUGGUCACAGAGAAAUGUGCUCAUGAUAAAGAAGGAGUACUGUAUAUUUUUCUAAUGGGACCAUAGUGUAAAGGGAACAAGUCAUCAAAUUGUAAUGCCCACAGUGUUGCCUGUAGUGUAUUAUAGGUUUUAUUUGCUUUCUGUCAACCUGCCUUGUCUACUUCAUCUUCCUCAUUUACAAAAAUUACUACCAAUAAUAUGCAGGACAUUAAUUUAUUGCAUUCAGCUAUGAGUGAGAGCAAUAGCUUUAAUAUAGUGAGAAUGUGAGAAUGAGAGUGUUUCGGGUCAAAAUAAUAAUAACAAUAUUCAAAUAUUUUUUUAAACUGUCAAAACAGUAGGAUAAUUAUAUGCUGUAUUCUUUUCAGCAGAUGUUUUUAUUUCUACAUUUUACUGGAUCCAAGGUAUCUUGGUAUACCAGGCUUGAUUGCCUGUCUGUUUUGUAACAUUAAAAUUUGCUGUCUUCAAACAACAUUUUCCCAGCAAUAGCAGGAAGGGAACAUUGAUGAUGAAAAAUAAGUACUAUGCUGAAACUGUGAAUCCAUCUUGGGAGUAAAAAAACUUUACCUGAAGUGUCUUUACCAAGUAAUCCAUUUCAUUUGUGGUUCUGCCAAUGCUCGUGUCUUAGCUUGAUACAGACAUACGCUACUUCUUACAAUAAAAUGUUUUACAGUAA